GUGUGUGUAUGUGAGCACAUAGUCGAGAAACAAUGGAUUCCGCAGGACAGUGGCUAGAGAAGGCGUUACUUGAUCUCUGCAAAAAGAUAGAGACCGGUUUAGAUUUGGAUGCUGAUCUUAUAUCAGGGCUUGUUUCCUACUGUGAACUCGCUUCUCCACUUGACGCCAAAGAAUACCUCGACAAUAUCAUUGGCCUGGAAGCUGGCAAAAGCGUAACUGAGGAAUAUUUGAAGCGCAGAGGUCAUUUAGAUGUUGGCAACAACAACCAAACUGUUCCAACAUCCACAUUACAUGCAUAUGUCAAACCUCCUUCAAAUGAUCGUUUGGGCAGUGGAGCUAAAAAACCACCAAGAGCUCAGAAAGAGGCUGUAGUCUCCACAAAUGUGGGAAAUCGAGCCAUAACUGAGACCGUGGAGUCUCAAAGCACACCUAAAGGAAACCAAGUGACUUCCAGGAAGAAAAAAUCUGGGAAAGUGGUUUCUCUGGCUGAUGCUGCGAAGGGGUCAAUUGUAUUCCAGCAGGGGAAGCCAUGUGCAUGCCAAGCCCGUCGUCAUGGACUGGUGAGUAAUUGUUUAUCAUGUGGGAAAAUAGUAUGCGAACAGGAAGGAGAGGGGCCCUGCAGUUUCUGUGGUGCCCUUGUGCUGAAGGAAGGAAGCACAUAUGCUGGUCUGGAUGAGAGUAUGGUUCCGUCAUCAGAUGCUGAGGCAGCAGCGGAAGCUUAUGCAAAAAGGCUGGUUGACUAUGACCGGAACUCGGCGGCACGUACAUCAGUUAUAGAUGAUCAAAGUGACUACUAUGAGAUUGAGGGAAAUAGCUGGCUGUCAAUGGAGGAGAAGGAACUUCUAAGGAAGAAAAAAGAGGAGAUAGAGGAGGCUGAACGGGCCAGACGAAAUAAAGUAGUUAUGACUUUUGAUCUGGUUGGCCGCAAGGUGCUUAUGAAUGAAGAUGAGGUUUCAGAAGAAAUGGAGAACAGGAUUCUACUGCGGCCACCUGAUGAAAGAGAAACAAACCGUGUAAAACCAAACCCAACUCUUAAAAUACAGCCAGUCUUUGUGGAUCCCAGUCCCGGCAGGAAACCUGUCGAGGGGAAUUAUUUGAACCAAGGUCCUUCUAAUGGUAUAUGCUUAGGGAUCAGUGGGAGGGUGCAACACCAUACCAAUGAAUUAUAACAUUAUGUGAUGGACAGACAGAUCAAAAGUACUUCUAAUGGGAAUUACUGCCAUAUGCCAUCGGUGAAUGGGAGUUUGCAAGUGUCAGAUGAUACCAAAUGUUUCUAAACAACGAUGGAGGUAUAUACAAUUUACUGGGAAUUUUUUGGUGCUUAUUCUUCGCCUGCAUUAGUUGAUUAACAGGCACAACAGCUUUCUGUAGUUUUGAUUUGCUAUAGCCGAAUGAAGUGCCUCCAUGUACAUGGAUAUCAGCCAUAGAUUUAUCGAGUAAGAUAGGGUGAACCACCAGGCAAUUCGAGCAAGUUUUUUAUUGUCCCAUGUUUAUGUGUGACAGUGUGACCUAUCAUAUUGUUAAAUUUGAAUUAUGCUGCGUGUACUGAGAUUUUUAUUCUGUGUCGAGGAUGGGAUUUUAAUUACAACGUGAACCUCUUGAAGAUCAGGUCAUGAAGUCACCUCUCCCCAGCCCUGUAAAAUGAAAUGAACAUUGCAAGAAGU
Messenger RNA from Ilex paraguariensis (yerba mate), 1664 nucleotides. Lineage: Eukaryota; Viridiplantae; Streptophyta; Magnoliopsida; Aquifoliales; Aquifoliaceae. The record is from the annotation of a GenBank genome assembly.